AUGGAGGCCACGGAGGGCGCCGCCGCAGUGCGUGGCCACGAGGGGUUCCGGUUCGAGGCGAUCCCGGACGGGCUGGUGGAAGCUGACCGGGACGCCGAGGACUACGACCUCAGGCUGUCUGCCGCCACGAGCCAGCGUUCCACGGAGCCGCUGAAGGAGCUCCUCCUGUGGCUCAACGGCACCCCUGACGUGCCGCCGGUGACGUGCGUGCUGCCGACGUCGCUGAUGAGCUUCGCUCUGGACAUGGCGCGGGAGCUGGGCGUGCCGAGCAUGGUGCUUUGGGCUUGCAGCGCAGCAUCGCUGAUGACUCAAAUGCGGCUCCGGGAGCUAAAUGAAAGAGGCUAUGUGCCACUCAAAGACGAGAGCUGCUUGACGAACGGACACCUGAGUAGAACGGUCAUCGACUGGAUCCCGGGCAUGCCGCCGAUCAGCCUCGGAGACACCUCAAGCUUCGUCCGCACAACCGACCCGGACGACUUCGGCCUCCGUUUCAACAUCGUGGAGGCCAACGGCUGCACCAAGGCCGGCGCGCUCAUCCUCAACACCUUCGACGACCUAGAAGCCGACGUCCUCGCCGCUCUCCGCGCCGAAUACCCGCGCAUCUACACUGUCGGUCCCCUAGGCCCCCUCCUCAACCACCACCUAAGGCCAAGGGACGACGACGCCUCCGGCUCCGCCAGCGGCCUGAGCCUGUGGAAGCAGGACAACGAGUGCCUCGCGUGGUUGGACACGCAACAAUCGGGCUCCAUCGUGUACGCCAACUUUGGCAGCCUUACGGUCCUCUCCACCGACCAGCUCGCCGAGUUCGCGUGGGGCCUCGCCGCCAGCGGCCAACCGUUUCUCUGGUCCAUCAGGGACAACCUCGUCCCCGGCGCCGGCGCCGGCGCUGGCUUGAGCUCACUGCCGGCGGAGUUCGUCGCGGCGACUGCAGGGCGGUGCUUCCUGACCACGUGGUGCCCGCAGGAUCAGGUGCUAGGGCACCCGGCCGUGGGGUGCUUCCUGACGCAUAACGGGUGGAACUCGACCUGCGAGAGCGUGGCCGCCGGAGUGCCGAUGGUGUGCUGGCCGGGGUUCGCCGACCAGUACACCAACUGCAAGUACGCCUGCGAGGUGUGGGCCGUGGGCGUCCGGCUUGACGACGAGGUGAGGAGGGAGCAGGUGGCUAGCCACGUCAGGCAUGCGAUGAAGGCGAAGGACAUGCAGGAGAGCGCGGCUGGGUGGAAGGUCAAGGCGGAGGAGGCCGUGGCGCCCGGCGGGGUGUCUUGGGAGAACCUGCGGAGCAUGGUCAGAGAGCUCGGCUCUGUCAAUGCUGAAGCCUGA
Messenger RNA from Triticum turgidum subsp. durum (durum wheat), 1320 nucleotides. NCBI's taxonomy places the organism in Eukaryota, Viridiplantae, Streptophyta, Magnoliopsida, Poales, Poaceae. The record is from the annotation of a GenBank genome assembly.